This is a messenger RNA of Caenorhabditis sp. 36 PRJEB53466, 1131 nucleotides long. The record is from the annotation of a GenBank genome assembly. Lineage: Eukaryota; Metazoa; Nematoda; Chromadorea; Rhabditida; Rhabditidae.
AUGGUGUUUGCACUUUUCGGAAUCCCAAUGGGACUGGUCAUGUUUCAAUCUAUUGGUGAACGUGUGAACACAUUCAUAGCGUACAGUUUACAUAAAGUGAGUCUAAUUGUAAUUAAAAUAAAUGUCUUAAAAACCCGAAUUCAAUUCCAGUUCCGUGAUGGCCUGCAUCAACAAGGAUUUACGUGUCUACAAGAGGUAGGUGAAGCGAAAAACAGUUCCUAUGUAAAUAAUUUAAGGUUACACCAACUCAUCUUCUCAUGGUCUCACUCACAAUUGGUUUUAUGGUUAUCGCAUCGGGUGAGCAGUAAGGGAAACUUAAUUUUUACAGAAAAAACUUUUCAGGAACAUUAAUGUUUCACAAAAUGGAGAAGUGGUCGGUAUUCGACGCCUAUUACUUCUGUAUCAUCACUUGUAAGUGUAUAUGAUUUUUAGAUGGCAUGUUUUAAAAAAUUUUACAAACCCUGAUACAAUAAAGCGUAUUUUUAUCAGUUUCGGGUAGAUUUGCGCUCUACCAAAUGUUUUUUUCAGUCUCUACAAUAGGAUUUGGUGACCUGGUCCCGUUGCAACAGUCAAAUGCCCUUCAAGAACAGCCAAUCUACGUGUUCGCCACACUCAUGUUCAUUCUAGUAGGACUUGCCGUCUUUUCAGCCUGCGUGAAUCUUUUAGUACUUGGGUAAGGACAAUUUUUCUAGAAGCACCUAAAAAAUUCUCGGAAUUUUUAGAUUCAUGGCAGCGAAUGCGGAUGAAGUCACGGCAGCGCAACGAGAACCGCCGAGCGCCAUAGUUUUAGAGAGAUUUGCCAGAAACUCGUUGGUAGAAUCUCAGUUGUUCAAUAUUCAAAAACACAGCACAGUUGGAGUAUUGCCUGGAAGACCACGUAGAUUGGUACGUUUCCAUCGACCAUCACUAGUCAAUGUACUGUUGUUCACUUUUCAGUUUUCUAUAGUUCCCAAUGCUGAAGGAGAUAUCAAAAUCCGACGGAGAUCUACGAAGUUCGUGUUUGGGCAAAAACUGUGAACUCAUAACUUUACAAACUUAUUUCAUUUUUCAGAAGAAGCAUUCAAAGUGGUAUCGAAACGUUGUGUUGUGGAUGUUUCAAACCUCGACGCCAUCGACAUCGAUUCUCAUUAA